AUGCUCAGUCUAUUCCGGAGAUUCACUGCCAAAGCAAAAACCUUGCCCUUGCCGCCCUCCGAGCGAGGUAGAAAAGGCCUAGAGUCGGGCCGCCUGAUAGAUCUGGAGAAUGAGAUAGCAAAGCUUCCGCGAUACCAUCCUGAAAGUUGUCCUGAUGGCUUGAUUGACUUGUCCGGUGCAGAGAACGACUUGAUGUUGGAAUAUAUGGUUGACAAGAUGGAGGCCUUUGCGAAAAAUCGCGAAACUUCAAAAUGUUCAUUUAUCGUUGAUGGUUCUGUAGCAGCAAUCAAGUAUGGAGGUGUGAUGGGAUCCAAUGAACCAGAACUUCUUAUCGCUGUGUCGAGUUUCAUCAACAAGCACUUUUGCCCAGUAAAAGGCGUUCGAUCGCAGGACAUUAUCGUGACAAAUGGCGUCUCCUCACUCCUGGACCUCGCGAUAUUCAACAUCUGCGACCCAGGAGAAGGCGUCCUGGUCCUGACACCCAAUUACGCCAUGUUCCCGCACGAUGUCUGCAUCAGAACAGGUGCCAGGCUCAUCAAUGUCAAUAUGACGGACUGGAACCAUCAAUUUCGUGCCGAAUUUGUCCAUGAUGUGGUCGAAGAACUGGAGAGAACAUGCUCAGAGUCGGAAGCAGGUGGUGUGAGAGUAAAGGCAUUGCUCAUCUCGAAUCCGAACAAUCCAUGUGGAAGAUGCUACCCCAAAGCCACGUUGCUCGAACUUGCUCGUUUCUGCGCUCGAAAAGGCCUCCACUUCAUCUCGGACGAAAUCUAUGCAAUGUCAACUAUUCCAUCUUCGGAAGACAGUCUCGAUCCUUUUACAUCAGUUCUGCAAAUUGCAGAGAACUCGAGGGAGAACAUACAUUGUUUGUAUGGUGCAAGUAAAGAUUUUGGAGCAGGAGGUCUGCGCUUGGGCUUCAUGGUCACUAGGAAUGAGCUAUUCUGGAAGACCUGCCGGCGACUAGCACUAUUCACGUGGGUUACGACGUCUUCAGCGGACUUUUUUGCACACUUCCUCACCGAUCAUGCGGACGAGUAUUUGACCAUCUACCGUGAUCGACUCCGCAAGCGAUACGCUGAUAUCAGUGCACUGCUUCAUGCACAGUCUGUCCCAUUCCAAGCGGCAAAUGGGGGUAUCUUUGUGCUGCUUGAUCUCUCAAAGUGGCUACAGUAUGUUGACGCCGAUGAUUCCAAGGAGAGCAGCGAGGCAAAGCUAGGACGCUAUCUCGCAUACAAUGGUGGUGUAUAUCUCAGCUUCGGAGAGCACUCGCUGAUGUGCUUGACGAUUUUCAGCGACAGCGACUUUCUUGCUCUCGGCGCGACAGAAUGUUCCGCCUCCACUCUGGCCGUCUCCGCCGGCUCAUUCGAGCUCAGCGUGUUGGACGCUGCUCGUAAAUACAGCGACUUCUUUGCACUCAGCGCAACAGAAUGUUCCGUCUCCACUCUGAAGACAACGAUGCCAUCGUCGCUGGAGAGGCUGCUCGAAGAGUUUUGUCUACCAUCCUUUUCCGCAACCCGCUUCGGAUCAUGAAGUCCCUUCAGAAAUGCCCGCUCUGCUUGCUCAGUGUCCAAAUCCUACCUUUUGCUGCCUCGUCGCUGCACUUUUGUCUCUUCCUGGCUCUUUCUGGGUUUCACCAACGUUUCGUCUUCCUUCACACUUUGGAGAGAGCGUCACAAAGCAUCUGCUGGCACUUUGUGUUGGUGUGAUGGCAUCGUUUGCGCGGGAGAUCAUGGUUUCACGGCGAGGAGCCUCCGCUGGGGUUGCCAGUAGACGAAUUCGAGGAAUGGUUCGUUAGAGGGCG
Sphaerulina musiva SO2202 is the source of this 1798-nucleotide messenger RNA. RefSeq names its product PLP-dependent transferase. Lineage: Eukaryota; Fungi; Ascomycota; Dothideomycetes; Mycosphaerellales; Mycosphaerellaceae. The record is from RefSeq and is a predicted model, not a curated record. Gene Ontology annotation, biological process: amino acid metabolic process; biosynthetic process. Gene Ontology annotation, molecular function: transaminase activity; pyridoxal phosphate binding. The transcript is spliced from 4 exons. The coding region runs from base 1 to 1527 and encodes 508 amino acids.